Desarmillaria tabescens is the source of this 420-nucleotide messenger RNA. RefSeq lists its product as uncharacterized. The record is from RefSeq and is a predicted model, not a curated record. NCBI's taxonomy places the organism in Eukaryota, Fungi, Basidiomycota, Agaricomycetes, Agaricales, Physalacriaceae. The transcript has 5 exons. Bases 1 to 420 code for a protein of 139 amino acids.
AUGAAGCAAUCCGGAACCAGCGAGCCUAGAGACUUUGAAGAGGACUCGUUACAGGUGGAGGAACAGGUGUUAGGAUUCAUGAUUGCUAAAGCAUUUGCUGUCAACGGAGCCAAGGUAUAUAUCACUGGCCGAAGGUUGGGUGUGCUUGAGAAAGCCGCCGCUUCUGUUACGGGCGUCCCAGGAUCCAUUGUCUCGUACGAAAAUGCUGUCAGGGCUGGGGCAAAGCUCAUUGAAGGAAUCGACGGCAAGCUCGACAUCCUGGUCAACAAUGCUGGAUUCGGCACCUCUUCUCGCGAUCCAGACUUUGCUGCGAAGAAGCUCGGGACGUCAGAUCCUUUCGAACCCGAAAUGGUACAGGGCUGGAUGGAUAUCUUCGCCCUAAACACUAUCGCACCAUUCUUCGUCGUCCAUGCCUUCUAA